AUUUUUAAUAGUUUAGAAGCAUUUUUAAUCAUUAAAACUGGACUUACCUUAGAUGGUAUUAAAACAGGUAGAUCUACCUAUUUUUCGUUUCUAAUUCUACCAGUUUCUACCUAUUUUUUCACCCUGGUCUACCAUUUUGUUCAAAUUGUAUGUGACAACACUGGGUGUAUUGUUUGGUGUAACGGACGAUAACAAAAUACAAUCUCAGCAACAAAAUUUAAACUAAAACAGUUGAAUGAAUUGAUAAGCGGUUAAUUUAACUACCAUUGUUUAACUUACACUUCUGUAAAAGUCACAGUAUUUAUUGGUAUUUAAUAAGGAGCUUCAGAAAUGGGAGAAUCUGAGGAAUCAAGGCCUUGUCAAGGUCUCACUGCGUUACACAAUAUCAAUAGGCAUACUGGAGUUCCACUGAAAACUGGGAAAACUAAAAAUAACCUCUUGGACUACUUUCACUCUAGAGACAAUGAUAAUAAGAAAAAAGUAUCCAAAUCUACACAAGUAAACAGCACAUGGAUUACGGAAGAAGAUAUUUCAAGUGAUGUCCCUAGUGAACAUUUCUGGCAAAAUGUAGCGGAAAAGAGGCGUGUGGCCUUGGAAGAGGCUUUAGGCGAAAACGAGCGGUUGUGUAAAUUAUAUGAAUCAUUAUCCAUAGAAAAUGAUCAAUACAAAACUUUACUUGAGGAAGCUAACAGCUUUGUAGAUGUUUUUAAAGAAUUAGUUCAAGAUAACGCCGAUGAUACCGGCAUUGACGUUGGAGACUUGAGUACAUCUGCCGAAGCAGAAUAAAUCGAAGACUGAGUCAUUUUAAUGUGUGUGUUUUUUAUUUUAUUUUAUUUUAUGUCAGUGUGAAUUUGCCUUAAUGAUGUACCUUAUUAAUGAAUAUUAAAAUUGUCUGAUUAAAUUGCCUUUUAUCUUAAA
Molecule: messenger RNA, 918 nt
Organism: Leguminivora glycinivorella
Lineage: Eukaryota; Metazoa; Arthropoda; Insecta; Lepidoptera; Tortricidae
Exons: 5
Coding region: 331-786 (151 amino acids)
Biological process (GO): regulation of DNA replication
Source: RefSeq, a predicted model, not a curated record